Molecule: messenger RNA, 746 nt
Organism: Hermetia illucens (black soldier fly)
Lineage: Eukaryota; Metazoa; Arthropoda; Insecta; Diptera; Stratiomyidae
Product: cancer-related nucleoside-triphosphatase
Exons: 3
Coding region: 146-727 (193 amino acids)
Molecular function (GO): ribonucleoside triphosphate phosphatase activity
Source: RefSeq, a predicted model, not a curated record
UGUAAGCAAUCUGUCAAAAUUAGCAAAUUGACGCUGUCGCCUCCAAGAAGAUUUAAACAAUCAUCAACGGAAGCGGAUGCAGCAAAAACCGUUUAUAAUCAACUUUAGUGACGUUUCUUUAGACGACCUUUGAAGUUGCAUUAGAAUGAGCGUUAUUCUAAUAACCGGAUUGCCAGGCGUCGGGAAGACAACGAUUGUAAAACGUCUCUGCGAAGACUUGCAGAAAAUUCCAAUCGCAUAUGAUGGCUUUUAUACUGAAGAGGUUCGAGAUGGGAUGGGUUGCAGGUCGGGAUUCGACAUUAUGACAUUCGACGGCCAAAGGAGUCCACUGGCAAGAGUGGGCGGUCUUGGUCCAGAUACAUCAAAAAUGCCGAAGGUGGGGAGAUAUUCAGUGUUCAUUAGUAACUUUGAAACGUUGGCACUGCCUAUUUUCACUAAAUCGUCCAGCACCUUAAUCAUUGAUGAAAUCGGUAAGAUGGAACUUCUCAGCAAUAAUUUUGAAAGUGCCAUAAAGGAUUUUAUAAAAAAACAAGAGGACAAAAACAAUGAAUCGUAUUUAGUGGCAACCAUACCUAGCCGCGGCCAAUUUCCAGUAGUGGAGAAAUUAAAAUCGAUAAAGGGAACAAAAACAUUUAUCGUCACCAAACAGAACAGAACGAAUAUUUACGACACGAUCUUGCGAGCAGUUAAGAAUAUGGUCUCCCCGAAACCAAAUAAUAAGAAAUGAAUAAAGACAUAUUUUAAUA